Molecule: messenger RNA, 687 nt
Organism: Spirometra erinaceieuropaei
Lineage: Eukaryota; Metazoa; Platyhelminthes; Cestoda; Diphyllobothriidea; Diphyllobothriidae
Source: the annotation of a GenBank genome assembly
AUGGAGAUCACGUGCGUUUGCUCUCUCUCUACCGCGCUGUCAUCUCAAUCAGGCGCUUCCCCAUUGGCUACUCCCCUCUUGAAAGCUCGUGGGGAGGGGACCACGGACGAGAUAGUCCAGGCAUUCCUGUUUUCCUACAGGACAACACCGAACCCGGCGUCCCCUGGUGGCGUUUCUCCUGCCGAGGCGUUGAUGGGCCGAAAACUGCGUACAACGUUUCAUGCCCUCGUCCCUACCGGUGCGCAGCCCGCGCAGACUUCUCCAGUCUCUCGCAGCAAGCUCUCCAUCGGAACGCCUGUCUUCGCCCGUGAUUAUCGAGCGGAGUUCCCAGACUGGAUUGAAGCAACCGUGGUAGCGCACAGAGGCAGUAUGUUGUUUGACGUCGACGUUGGUGGUGAAAUCUGGGUUCGUCACCACAACCAGAUCCGACGGCGACAUUGCAGUAACACAACUGGGCUCGAUCCGGCGCCGUCACUCCCCCUUGACAUCCUACUGGAUACCUUCGCCAUUCCGGCAGAUCGGUCGGUUCCCGAACCCACUGCUGCGCCUCCUUCGGAUGUACCGCCUUCGAUAUCAGUCACUGCCCCCGGGUCUCCAGACAACAAACCACAAUUAAGACGCCGAACCAACCGCGUGCGCCGAUCAACACUGCCGAUGCAGAUCAAUCCACGCCAAAAGCGGUACUGA